Messenger RNA from Penicillium atrosanguineum, 1863 nucleotides. RefSeq lists its product as uncharacterized. The record is from RefSeq and is a predicted model, not a curated record. NCBI's taxonomy places the organism in Eukaryota, Fungi, Ascomycota, Eurotiomycetes, Eurotiales, Aspergillaceae. Bases 1 to 1863 code for a protein of 620 amino acids. The transcript is spliced from 2 exons.
AUGUUCGCUCCACCAGGCUCCCCAGAUGUCUUGACCCUAGCAACGUUUGCCUACCAAGUCUAUGACACCUACAAAGGUGCUCCGAAGAGAUUCAAGGAUCUCGCAGGUGACAUCAAAGGACUUGAAAUCCUCCUCCGGAGACUUGGUAACAGACUUGCUCUUCAACAGGGUGAUGUUACCGACGAAAAUUCCCGAGGAUCUUUAUUAUCGUCUGAUGAAGCGGCGGGCCUGGAGCAGCUUGUCAAACAAGCUGGAAAUAUGUUAGAGGAAUUGCAGCAAAAACAAGGAUAUGCAUCAGCGCCAAGAGGAUUGAAUCGGUUUAGGUGGUCACAGGGGGAAGUAGACUCUGUGAGGUCAAGAAUCACAUCUCUUUGUGCAAUCAUUGGAGCAUUUAAUAGUGGCUUGGUCCUUCCUAAUAUUGCAUCGAGGGAUCCAGUAGUCGACAAACAACAAGAGAUCCUGGAUAAGUUGGAUAACUUCCUCCUAGGUCUCCACCGAGAUGACCUGUCAUCCACUAUCUCCGUGACCAGUUCCAACACCCCGACUGUUCCCAAAAUCGAAGAGGAGGUGACUCCGGAGUGGCCCAAGCUAGUCCGUCGGAUGACCGAGUAUGGUAUAUCCGAAGCAGAAGCAGAGAAGAAUCAGGAUCUCAUUAUGAAAUGGUCAGCUCGUGCAUACGAGAGCGCGGCUUCAUCUCCUCUCAAACAGUCACCAAACGCAAACGCUCUUGUGGGGAGUGUAAGUGCGGACUUGGGUUUAGGAGGGCACACGGAAGAGAUUGAAGUCAUCUCAGCCGUAUACGGACCCAAAAUUGUCACAGAUAUUGUCAGGCACAUUAUCCAUGUGCACGCAGGUCUAAAGAUGACCAAAGUGGUUUUCUCGGUUACGAACGACACAUUUGGUGGAGAUCCUUGGCUGAACAACAUUAAGGCAUUCUCCAUGGUUUGGCGCAAAGUGAUUCGACUCGAUUACGGAAACCUCUAUUCGGCCCCUCAGAAACUCUUCGCCGAGGAAGAUGAACUGCUUACCCUUGAUCUCUCCAUUCCACUCCCUUGUCAUGAGAGCCCGGAGACAAAUGAACGGGGUUCGAUCUAUAUCUUGAACGCUAGCUGGCAUAAUGUCGACGUUACGGACCAUGUUGCAUUAAUCACGGCGGACGAUCCUCGACCGAACAUCACGGCAUCGAAUCAUGAGUUCUUCGCAACAGAUCCGUGCUAUGGACACAAGAAAGUCAUGUCGGUGACGUGGGCAUACUCGAACACCGCAGCGGCACUAUCACAUUGUGAGGCGAAGACUGUCAUUGAGGAUUCUUCGGCCCAAAUCCCGCCAUUCCUUGAUAUUAUUUGUGCGAACUGGGGCGGAUUGGACAUUACGAAUCUUGUUCGAGCGAAAAUCACGUCUCAGCAGACAUUACACUUCGAUACGAGGAAUGUCUGUGCCUUUGCAUCCCCCGAUCCGCUACCUGGAUGGCAGAAAACAAUUUCCAUUCUGUAUCGCUACGGGUCUGUGGAGCCAAUGCAACUACUCGUCACCGGUGAAGACUCCGGCGACGCUAUGAUUGAGCCGGGGGAUCGGAUGAGAAGGAACUUUUUCUUUUCAAAUUUUAUAGAAAUCACAUCAGAUAUCAAAGUGAUGGCCGCUGUGUGGGGAUUACAACCUGUUUCUGAGAAAGGAUUUGGCAGGGCUGUGAGGGAAGGGAAAGAGGUACCUUGUAAUAAUGACUUUUUUGGGAGGGAUGGAUGGGGUGGGAGACGAAAGACCCUCCAGGUUUUCUUGCAGAAUGGACAUACCGGGGAGUGUGUUUGUGUCAGCGCGAAGGAAGGAAAUAUCCUUGGGAUGCCAACGGUAUGGCCGGAAUAUUAG